GGCCGGGCUAGGGGAUGAAAGGCCCCCCUUUUAUCUUCCCAGCUCUCUCCCGGGCGGUGCAGAAGGCGCGCGCCCGCGUGGUGGGGGGCUGCCGCUCGGCGGCCAGGACAGACCCGCACCCCAGAGGCUCCAGCGGGGGCAGGGCCGGGCUUCCGGCGAGCGGCCAAUCGCGGGGCGCAGGCGUCGGGCCUCCCAGCACCCGGCCGGGAGUCCGCGCGGGUCCCGGGGAGACGCGCCCCGGCUCGGCCCGCUCGCCGCCGGGAAUCCACCCACCGCGCCAAGGCGCACGCCGACCCCUGCGCGCCCACCGCCCCCGCGGCGCUCCGGACCAUGUCGGGUGAGUGGUAGAGGCCCCUCCCUCAUCAGCCUCCUCCCUCUUCAGCCUCCCUGUUGGGGCUGGCACGUAGGAGAUUGCCCUGCGCCCGGGAGACCCCGCCUCGCCCGCGCGAGGGCCCCCAAACCCGAGAUUCCCGUGGUUACUGGCCCGGAUCUCACCGGAGCUAGAG
Molecule: messenger RNA, 506 nt
Organism: Choloepus didactylus (southern two-toed sloth)
Lineage: Eukaryota; Metazoa; Chordata; Mammalia; Pilosa; Megalonychidae
Product: translation initiation factor IF-2-like
Exons: 2
Coding region: 15-341 (108 amino acids)
Source: RefSeq, a predicted model, not a curated record